Daucus carota subsp. sativus is the source of this 1720-nucleotide messenger RNA. Its product is annotated as 11S globulin seed storage protein Ana o 2.0101. The coding region runs from base 269 to 1630 and encodes 453 amino acids. The transcript is spliced from 4 exons. Lineage: Eukaryota; Viridiplantae; Streptophyta; Magnoliopsida; Apiales; Apiaceae. Gene Ontology annotation, molecular function: nutrient reservoir activity. The record is from RefSeq and is a predicted model, not a curated record.
ACAGACUUGCAUGCAUUUUUGUAAGCUUCCUGUGGGAGUAUUAAAAGGAUAAGUACUGUAAUUGAUGCUAGCUUCAUCAGCACUUGCUAUGUGUAAAGAGCUUGUGCUCUGUAUACAUGCAGAAUGCAACCUGUCCAGCAUGCAGCCUAUGAUCUGUCAUGUCCAUGCACCCCUUUGGUCCUAUAAAUACCAAACGCCUUCUCUUCUCCACUUCACCUCAAAACAACACUAACAAAUAGAGUUAGCUAGCUAGCUUCUUCUAUUAGCCAUGGCUCCUAAGUUGUCUUUGAUUAUCUUUACUUCUCUUCUGCUUCUCCAUAGCUGCAUUGCUUGGAGAAAUGACUUGCAGGACCAACAAGACUGCAACUUUGAACGCCUGAAUGCUCUAGAACCUACCUCCAGUAUUGAGUCAGAAGGCGGCAGGACCGAGUUCUUUAACCCUGAUCAAAAGCAGUUCAGGUGCGCUGGUGUGGCGUUUCUCAAACACACCAUCCGACAAAAAGGCCUCUUUGUGCCCUCUUACGCAAAUUCUGUACUCAUGGUCUUUGUUGAACAAGGCAAGGGAAUUCUUGGACUUCUGCUGCCCGGUUGCUCCGAGACUUUCCAGUUACCUGAUGAUGGUGAUUUGCACAUGAGGGUACAAAGAUUCAAGAAAGGCGAUUUACUCAUCAUCCCAGCUGGAGUUUCACACUGGAUUUACAACAAUGGUGAUCAGGAAAUCCAGGCUGUUGUUAUGUUUGACACCACCAACCGUGCAAAUCAGCUUGACAACAUUCCCCAGAGAUUUUUUAUAUUAGGAAAUUCACAAGGACAGCAAGAACAAGGACAGCAAGAACAACCACUCAUCCAACAAUUCCAAGGGGACAGUGUCCUAAAAGGCUUUGAUGUGAGGACUUUGGCGGAUGCAUUUAGGGUGAACCAAGAAGUGGCAAGUAAGCUUAAGGGCCAGAAGAUCAAACAAGGUCACAUUAUUAUAGUCGACAAGGAGCUUGAAGUCAUAAUACCCCAAAAGGAACAACAAGAAGAACAAAGCCAACAAGGGAGAGGGCAAGGCAACGGCUUGGAAGAAACCACCUGCUCGAUGAGAAUCAGGGAAAACCUUGAUAAAAUUGAGCGAGCAGAUUUCUUCAAUCCACAAGCCGGACACCUCAUCUCCCUCAACAGCCACCAUCUCCCCAUCCUCGGGGACGUUAGACUUAGUGCUGAAAGAGGUUUUCUCCGCAAGAAUGCUAUGGUGGCACCCCAUUGGGUCUUGAAUGCCCACACCAUCAUCUACCCGACGGAUGGAGAAGCAAGAAUCCAGAUUGUAAACAACCAAGGCAAACAGGUGUUUGACGGGCGCCUAAAGAAAGGACAGAUGGUGCUGGUGCCACAGAAUUUCGCGGUGAUGAUCCAAGCAGGAAGUCAGGGAUUCCGAUGGGUGUCGUUCAAGACCAAUGACAAUGCCAUGAUGACUCCUAUUGCAGGGAGGGGCUCAGUGUUCAGGGGACUACCAGUGAGUGUGUUGGCCAAUAUUCUCCAAAUCUCAGAGGAGCAAGCAUCGAAUCUGAAAUACAGCAAUGCUGAGACUAUUCUGUUCGCUCCACAACAACAAUCUCGGGUUGAAGACUUAGUUAGAAUGCUCAUAUAAUGCUAGAAAAUUCGGAUUCGGAUCCUUAAAUGUAACAUCAUGCAAGACAUAAUACUUUUUAGUUUUGAAUAAAACUACUAAUGAAAAAUU